Molecule: messenger RNA, 261 nt
Organism: Chaetomium fimeti
Lineage: Eukaryota; Fungi; Ascomycota; Sordariomycetes; Sordariales; Chaetomiaceae
Exons: 2
Coding region: 1-261 (86 amino acids)
Biological process (GO): DNA alkylation repair; DNA repair
Cellular component (GO): nucleus
Molecular function (GO): dioxygenase activity; zinc ion binding
Source: RefSeq, a predicted model, not a curated record
AUGCAAGAAGAAUGGAAGUACAGCAUCAACCUAACCCAGGCCAUCGACCCACACCCGGUCGCAGGCAACCGGCGCAUCAACAUCACCUACCGCCACUACCGCGACGGCUUCCACCCGCGCAACACCCCGCGCUGCCCCUGUGGCGUGCCCGCCGUACUGCGCGUCGUGACCAAGAAGCGCGAGAACUGGGGGCGGUAUUUCUGGAUGUGCCACGCCGGCAACGUGCACGGGGAUGGUGGCCUCCAAACUCAAGUGAUGUAA